This is a messenger RNA of Prunus dulcis (almond), 1222 nucleotides long. RefSeq names its product deSI-like protein At4g17486. The transcript has 4 exons. NCBI's taxonomy places the organism in Eukaryota, Viridiplantae, Streptophyta, Magnoliopsida, Rosales, Rosaceae. The record is from RefSeq and is a predicted model, not a curated record. Gene Ontology annotation, biological process: protein deubiquitination. Gene Ontology annotation, molecular function: deubiquitinase activity. The coding region runs from base 270 to 974 and encodes 234 amino acids.
UUGACGAUUCGCUCACUUUCGAAAUUCAACGAACAAACAAAGCUUCCAAUAAUCGUAAAAAAUAAUUAAAUCCUAAAACUCCAAAAUUCACAUUAAAACUUUCCCCAUUUUCCUCAAAUUUUCUCGGCAACCAAACACACAGCUCGAGGUUAGAAAACAUCCUUACUAUAUUCACUUCCCUGAGGUUCCUUCUGUUUGGCGAACACGAUGAUCAGCUUGUGAUUAUGUCAGAACGCAAUUGAGGAAAUUAGGGUUAGCGACUCAAUACAAUGCGGUUGUUUCCUUUGAGCUCAAGCCCGACCUCAACCUCGACCUCGAGCACACAGAAGGAGAAGACUGAUCGGAAAAAAAAUCGCGCCCUUUUGUACCUCAAUGUCUACGAUCUCACGCCUGUAAAUAACUACCUUUACUGGUUUGGAUUUGGGAUCUUCCACUCCGGCAUCGAAGUUCAUGGCUUGGAGUAUGGAUUUGGAGCCCAUGAGUAUCCUAGCAGUGGGGUUUUUGAGGUGGAACCAAGAAGUUGUCCUGGCUUCAUCUUCAGAAGGUCAGUCCUGUUGGGCAGCACUGAUAUGUCUCGCUCAGAAUUGCGGUCAUUUAUGGAGCACCUUUCUGGAAAGUAUCAUGGUGAUACUUAUCAUUUAAUUGCCAAGAAUUGCAACCAUUUUACUGAUGAGGUCUGUAUGCGGCUAACUGGAAAGCCUAUACCAGGAUGGGUAAAUCGGCUGGCCAAAGUAGUUUCAGGUUCUUUCUGUAACUGUCUUCUGCCAGAAAGCAUUCAAAUAGCAGCAGUGAGACAUCUUCCUGACCAUCCUGCAUAUUCUGGUGAGGAUGAUGAUGACGACGGAUCAGAAUCCAUCGCAUCAUCUGGAACAGAAGGAAGUGAAGAGGGGCCAAAUCAUCAUCUGCUGACUACACCAGCAGGUGAUGUAGCUUUCCUGAAGGAAAAACCCGUGAGUUUAGCAAGGGAACAUUAAUUUCUUCCCCUCAUUGAAUUUGGGUUGUCUUGUGUCUGUGUUUGUACUUAAUAGUCUAAUGAUUCUGAAUGUAUCACAAAACAUGUCUCUGGCGAUAGUUUUUGGCAUAAUGAUGAUGCUUGAGAUUUGUCUGCUGCCCUGUAUCGUUAAAAAUGUACGAGUAUUGUAUCUGAACUAUCAUUCGAAAACGUACAUUCGGUAUAUUUUGAUCCUGUAUUUAAUACAAAUUGUACUUAAUAUACGCUGUU